UUUGGGUUUGGGCUAACGUGGCUUUCCCGGGGCCCCUCACACCUGCAUCUUGCCCCCCUGAGCCCGGUUCUGGGUCCCUGCCCCCCAGCCCCAAACCAAACUGGUCCCAUUAAGCCCGUUGGGGAAGCUGCCCCCCCCCAUUACUCAUCUGCCUUGUUCCUUUAUUUCUAUGGCAAACCUCAUGUUCUGCCUCUGUUCCUGCCAUGGUUCAGAAAGGGAAACUGAGGCUUCUGUGGUUUUCUCGAGGUCCCAACAGUGGCUCUAGAAGGAGGCUUCUUCCCUCCCCCUGGCGGGGCCCCAGAGCACCCUGGGAGCCUCUCUCACUUGGGGCCGAGGCGGCCCCCAGGGCCCAGAGCGUUCUCCCCAGCCCCUCCCCAGCCGCCCCAGCCCCCCUCCAGCCCCCCCAGCCCCUCCUUUCUCAUGGCCUCCCUGCAGCUGCUGAGCCUCAGCAUGGGUGCCCUGACCGCCCUGGGCCGGUUCGGGGACCGUUUUGUCGUCCUGCUCGCCGUCUCCCCGGAGAAGGACCCGUACGGGCCCAUGCACCACUUGGCUUUCUCUCUGGGCAUCUUCCUGACCUUGCUGCUGACCCUCGGGGUUGUUCUGAGCAUCCUGGCCGUGGUUCGGGAAGCCAAGGGCCUCAUGGCUGGGGGCUUCCUUUCCUUCACCCUGGUGUUCCUGGUGGCCGUGCAGGUGACCUUCUGGAGGUACCGGGAGCCCUCCCAGGUGGAGGACACCAUGCUUGACACCUACGACCUGGCUUACGAACAGGCAACGCGGAACGUCUCGGACAUCUGGUGGCAGAAGCUGGUGGCCAUCCACGACACGUUUGGCUGUUGUGGAAAGAGCUCCCCUCUGAGCUGGCUGGGACAGGAGGAGAAGGACCUGUGCAAGGCGGUGCGGCAGAGAGCGGGCUGCCUCCGGGAGAUCAGCAGCUUCGUGAGGGAGCACCUGAGCUUGGUCAGCCUCCUGUUCGGCGUCACCCUGGCCUUCAUGGUACCCACCACCCCCGCUCAGCCCAAGACCCCCACCCCUCCCCCGGCCGGGCUGGGACCCCCUGAAGGAGGGAGAGCUGCUAAGUCCAAGAAACCGCGGGGGCUUCCCGAGCUCCAUCAGACCCAAGCCUGUGUGUUACAGACGGGGAGACUGAGGCCCCAGGGAGGGCCGUGACUGAGAGGGGGAGGGGCCUCCUGUAGGGGGUCCUGCCCAAGGAAGACCCCAUCUGGGAGCAGCAGAGGUCCCGGGCACUGCCCCUGCCCCCCCUGAACUACCUGGGGCUUC
This is a messenger RNA of Sarcophilus harrisii (Tasmanian devil), 1278 nucleotides long. It is a transcript of the gene TSPAN32, whose product is annotated as tetraspanin 32. Bases 421 to 1167 code for a protein of 248 amino acids. Gene Ontology annotation, cellular component: membrane. The transcript is spliced from 6 exons. NCBI's taxonomy places the organism in Eukaryota, Metazoa, Chordata, Mammalia, Dasyuromorphia, Dasyuridae. The record is from RefSeq and is a predicted model, not a curated record.